CUGACAUGGCACCGCAAUCCCACAAGGCACUGCGGCGUGACGUUGGGUUUGACAACCACACUGGGGCACAUAGUCACCAAAACACAGCAAACCUUAAUAAUCUUAUCAAGCAGUGUUGUGUUUAUUUCUGCUCUGCCCUGUUCAUUGCACACACAAUAAUUCGUCUGCCCUAUAGCUUCCGUGACGCUGUCUGUCCGAUCACCACUGUCCACAUUUGCAGCUGGUACCUCAACCUCCACUUGUCCAACACAACUGCUGUCCACUGCCUUCAUGACAUUGUGAUUUUUAUUGUUGGCCUUCUGUCAGAUCUUCAUCGAUCACUUCUGCACGGGGCACACCUUCAGACUCUGCAGCUGCAUAACGAAAGCCUGUAAGAUAAAAUUAGUGCAUACACAUAAGGUAAAUGUACACCAAUAUUCCAAUGACAGGUGUGUGAUUCAUCUGGAAGUUAUGUGCGGAUUAGUGUACAAUGAUAGCAAUUUAGUAUGUUUUUAGAGGCCCAUGUGCAGUGUUGGUGCCCAGUCUGGAUUUGUUACUCCAUUUCAUAUGCUGGUUUGCCUGCAAUAAUGCCAAAUCAUAAGCUACUCAGUCGACAUGACGUGGUUCUGCAGCAUCACACAUUAGCAUGUUUUAUCUCAUUAUCUAUGACCUCAGCGCAUUGCAAAUAACACUAAAAGCCUUUUAAUAGUGAUAUGAAUUAAUUUAGAACUCACCAGAAAGAAAAUGCCGUGAGCAAACCAACAAAAAGCUGGGGAUUGCAGAGAACUCGAUAUCUGCUUGUCUCACUGAUGUCUUUGUUUAGUAAUAUCGGAUACAUGGGAUCCCUCACGUUGCCUCCAGGAUGGAAAACGAUGAAAAGAGAGCCCAUUAUCCAGCUUCUUGCCUUCACGAUCGUGUGAUCUAACUUUGCAACUGACAACAAAACACGUACGAACCAUAGCUGAAGCUGUAUCCUGUGUCUGGCCUACUGUCAUGGCGGAGGGGGGCGUGGCCCACCUCCCGUGACAUCACAUUUGCUUGCUUUCUGCUAUGUAAUUCUCUUGCUAAAUGUCUGUAUGUAUUUUUCCUGCUGUUCAUAUGAUUCAGUGCAUUAAACUCUGUUCCAAGAAUUCUACUCUUUUCCAGGGCAUCUUUUUGAGUGUCUUGACUUUAAUUGGAUCUAAAGAGGUUGGAUCUCCACAUCCUUGGUGGGAGAAGGUUAUCAGGAUGGCGUCAAAAUUUGCGACCACAGCUGCUCAACUGAGAUGGAUGCCUUCCUCAAACCACAAUCCAAAGCGCGCAAGACUGAAAUCCUCAUUUAACAUUGCUAUAUUAUUGACUUACUUCACUCAAAUAUGAAAUGGACAAUUUAAUCUAUCCUCUCUGCAUAUCAUGUAAUUUCUACACUAUAUAGUUACACUUAACUUUAAAGCAUGAGGCAAUUGUGUUAAAUAUGCUUACAUAAAUCCAAGAGAUGGCCAAUCCCUUUUUUCAGUGCAGACCAGAGGCCCAGGACCAUGACGAGUAUCUUUUUAUUCAUUGAAACCUUUUUUUUGCACAUCCAGUCAGAUUUCCGUGUGUCCAUGAGUCAUAUCACUUUAAACAGUUGUUUAGAAUUGGUGUUUAAAGAGGUGGAAGUAUUAUUACUUAAGCAAUGUGUUUCGGUCUGUUGCCUUCGUCAGGCACAUGUUUUAGUUAUACUCUAUAAUCUAUAUAACGUAAUGUGACUGAAUGCAAUUAUUUCUUUGGAAGAAACAUUUUUCAAAGCAGGUAUGUUCAUUUGUCUUUGUUGGUAAAGUGCAGGAGUUGAUACUUUCUUUAUUGGAUUUCCACCGUCAGAACAACUUGAACUGUACACGAGACAUUCAAUAGUCACAGGAAUUUAUCUUUUUUUAUUUAUUGCAGUAAUUUUCACUUAUUCAUGUGUGAAGUUCCAUGAAGUAUAACCAAGCUAAAUUUUCUUUGUGCAUAGUAAUAAUGCCAAUUAAAACUACUGCUAAAGAUCUGACCGGUGGGGCUCUUUUUGAUGUCUGAAACGUGUGGGUCAUUUCAUUUAAAGAAGUUAUUCACACUUCCGUACAAUCUUUUUUUUCUCAUGUAUACAUUUUUAUUUUUGUAUUAGUCUUUAAAAGCUAGAGGUAAUGUCACUGUCCAAGUCAGUAUUAUCAUUGUAUCAGUAUCAUCAUAAUAGUAAAUAAAGAGUUUCUUUUGUCACAGGAUGUCGCACAUCGUCACUCCACAUCAAACAGGCAGGAAACCAUUGGUGUGUGACCUCUUUUUGUGUCUACACAGAGUAUGAGAAAAAAAAAAGUCAGUUUACGCUGUCACUUCUGCAAAGAUGACACGACUCUACUGGGCCAUGUUAUUGAUCGGGUUUUGUUCCAGUUCAGAGAGCACUAUAAUCAUCAGAGAGCCUGGUGAGAGCAUCACUUUGAAGUGCUCAUCAGAAGGAUGCCCCCCCAAAAAUGAUGGAUAUGCUGGGAUGUAUCUGUAUCAUAACUUUAUUGAACAGAAAGAGGUGUAUUUCUAUGGUAACUAUGCCAACAGCAAAAUCAUGGAGCGACCACGAUACGAAGGCAGGAUUGAGUCAAACGGCGCUCCCAUGAACCACAACAUCACCAUCAGCAACUUGACCGUGGAUGAUUCUGGUGUCUACACUUGUGUCUACAAAGAAUCAGCUGACAAAGGUGUCAACUGCAAUGUCUACACAGUUUUCGUGAGAGAAGUGGCACCAUGCCUGGGACAAGAUGACCUUCCCACCUCGGUGUUAGUUGUCAUUACCUGCAUGUACCUUAGCGUGCUGUUAAUCGUAAUCUUUAUCCUACUGAUAGUCCACAGGGUGAAACAAAGGAAGAGCUGCAGAAGAUUAUCCAGGAGUUCCCAGCAAGAACCAGAUGAUUAUGUGUAUGAAGUUAUGACCAAGAACAGCCUCUACACUUUGGCAACUUCACCGCAGCAAUCUUAAAGUCCUUAUGAGUUUUCUUAGAAUUACAGUAUAAUUAUUGUGUUUAACAAUAGAAUUUAGGAAUCUGAUUGUGUCUUAUUGAUUUUGUUAAUAAUGGUUAAUGGUUUGCCUGGACUCAUGGACAAUAUCAAUCAUGCUCCAUAAAGUCUCAUUAAAAAUUAAAGUUUAAAAGUUAUUAAACUCUCAGAAAUGAAUGAAAGCCAUGCAGGAGGCACAGUGACUGUCCCACAGGAAGUAUGCAAACUGAUCACCAAAGCUAUUUAUUACUUUAUCUAUAGAAUUUAUAUUACUGUGGAGCACAACAUUUGCACAAUAAAGGUUACUGAUUUGUUCAAUUCCAACAUGAAUGCAAUUGGUGAGUGUUUCUGGCUUCUUUACUGCAAUAUAGGGCAAACAUUUUUGAGGUUUGUGGGGGAGGGAUGGAUGAGAUGUGAGCAGAAACCAACUAAGAAGACGGGCAGGAGCAGAUGGGUAAAUGGUUUACAUGACUAACUGCAGAUUUUGCACGAUAUAUUAUUACAGACAAUUAUUUUUUACCAUAAUAAGGUGUAUAAAACAAAUAAAUGUACAAUAAAAAAACAUGCUUUUUUCCAAGUAAAUAUAUAUUUCUAAAGGUGCUAUUGAUGUGAAAGUCUCACUAGGUUUCAGUAACAAUCCAUACAAUCCACAAAUGCAAAGAAAUCAAACCACUGAUGUGCAAUAAUGAGAAAUCACACAGAGAAAAAGUAUUGAAAAUGCUUAAUGAAAUGUAUUUAACAUUUCAUACAAAAACCUUGUUGGCUGUAUGGAGAACCAUGCAUUGCUCUGGUUUGAUUGUGGUUCAUUUGUCCACACAAAAGUCUUAAAAAAAGUUUUGUGGGCCCUCUGAGCUUUAGUUCUUUACAUUUUCAGCUGGAUUCAGGUCAGGUGAUUGGCUCGGCUAUUCUAGCAAACUUUAUUUUCUUUUUCUGAAACCACCUGAGAGUUUCCUUGGCUGUGUGUUUCUCAUCAUUGUUUUGCUGAAACAUCCACCCUCAUUUCAUCUUCGUCAUCCUGGUUGAUGGCAGCAGAUUGUUAUCAAGAAUGUCUCGGUACAUUUUUCCAUUCAUUCUUCCUUUAAUUAUAUGAAGUGUGCCAGUGUCGUCAUGCUGGAAAACAGCCCCACACUGUGAUAAUCCCACCUCAAACCUCACUCUUGGUGUAGUAUUUUUGGGGUGAUAUGCAGUGCCUAUUGACCUACAAACCUGGUGUGUAUUAUGGCAUUCAAAGACUUAGAUUUUGGUCUGAUCUGACUUUCAGCUUCUGUAAAUGUUGUUCAGUUGCUGAUUUAUGUAUUCGUAUUUAUGUUUUUGUGUUACAAAUGCUUAUAAAUUCUCAUAUUUUCUCCCCCUCCCUUUUUAAAAAAUUGUCAUACCACAACUAUAAUGUCAUAAUUGAGUUAACAGUAAUAAAAAUUCAUAAAUAAACAGAUAAAAGAAACACACACAAGAGGAGCCUGUAGAAAACUUAUAGAGCUCCCCUUGUAAAAACAAAAUAUGAUGGCACAACAGUGCAUUCAGAUCAUAACUCUGAUUGCAAAAGCUGUCAGACAUGACAGGAUUUUAAAACAAACAAACAAACAACAAAAAAACAGAUCAUUCUGAGAUGGAAAUCAUGGCUCAGGAUGCUGAGGAAAUGGCUGAGCGUCAGUCUUCACUGGAUCAUUGCACUAGUGUUUCCCAGCUCUUUGACACUGUGAAUGUUGUUCCCUUGCCUGUGAAAGAGUUUCUUACCUGCUUUUCCGGUGCAGGGGUUUGCCUGAAACCUUAAAACCCAUGGACACGUAGUUGUGAGCAGCCUCUUGUCUUGAAGUGAGCAUUUGGAUUUGAAUUUUUUUGGAUACUGUGGAGAGUCUAAAAGGAGACUGGGACUGUCACUGUUUUUAAUUUGGAUGUUAUUGAAAAUUCACUGUAAAUGCAUUGAACUCUGACCCGGAAUCCACAUUUGAGUCCUGCAUUUGAGUUCUGCCUGUUCCUAGAACCUCGGCAGAGAAUCUGUGGUAUAAACUUCAUGUGUUUGUUAAAGCAACUGCACACAUUCAGAGAGUACAGGCAGAGAAUAAUUUAAGCCCCAGUAUACUAACCUUUUGCUCUGAGGUCUGUGUGUGCAUAAUAACAUCAAGCAGCGGGGCAUAUUCAAACCACAGGAAGACGUGGGAGUGGGAACCGCUUUGUUUGUCUUGAUGCCCUUUGCUGAAGCAGUAUCUGAUAUGUAUAGAUGUAUCUUCUUACUUCUACUUUUAUGUUGUCUGUCAAGGUUUGACAGACAACAUAAACCUUUGAAUUUCUGGGAUGGUGGCGAGUUGUUGUGUCUUUGUGUAUGUGUAUGUAAGACUUUGUGCGUUGCUAUUAAAUGCUACUAAUUAAGUUCCACUGAGCUGAUCUUGCAGAUGCUGCAUUUUUAUCUUCUCAACUGUAACAGUAUCGGAUUUUUCCAAUAACUGUCGACAUGCUAAAAGAUUGCAGAUUAUUCUUGCUGUUAGCAAAUCAAAUCAAAUCAAAUCAAAAGAGUAAAAUGUUCCAAGAAGGAUUUAUAAUGUAAAAAAUAAUUUAUUAUGCUUUUAUGAAAUAUAUUAAUCUCAAUUACAAAACAAUAUAUGGGACAGCCUUACUUAUAAAGGUUAGUAACUUACAUGCAUGUGGUGUACAAAAUAUUAGCUUGUGGACAAAAUGUAUUAUUGUUUGUACAUAUUUGAGGAUUUUUUUCACUUUACUUUAAUAAAAAUGGAUUAAAAACAAGAAUAACCAGGACAGGCAGGAUUUGUUGUGUAAAAAAUAACAUGCACUGUUACACGAACAGCUACUGGUUCCAUUUGUGACUGUAUCCAGAAAAAAGCCCCUUAAUAUGAAACAGACCUUUACGGAUCUGUUUCCCUUUCACACACUGACAUGACUGAAGCUCCGUCUACAACAUGUAAACUCAGUUAACUCAAUAUAGAUGUUAUUACCUCCUGAUCUCUUCCCACAGAUAUAUUUGCUUCCAUUAGACCUUGUUUUCACCUCCUCGUAGCUGCUGUCAUGUCCAAUUUUCUUGUGAAUGGUCAAAAACAGUCAGUGUUUUUGCUCGUUUUCUUAAUAAACACACGUGAACCAAAUGUCAACUUAAACUAAAUUAGACUAAAACAUGUCAUCAUUUAUUCUUCUGAUAAUCCUAAAUACCUUAUGACAUCAGAAAUCUGCAUAUGGACACAAGAUCUCUGUGAGUGCAAUAAAAAUGUCAGAGCUGCACAGAUUUAUAACCAUGCAACAAACUGUCCCACAAAGUUGUGUAUUUACAGCCGUUUGUUGCACAAGAGCUUUCAUCA
Haplochromis burtoni (Burton's mouthbrooder) is the source of this 6266-nucleotide messenger RNA. RefSeq lists its product as uncharacterized. Lineage: Eukaryota; Metazoa; Chordata; Actinopteri; Cichliformes; Cichlidae. The record is from RefSeq and is a predicted model, not a curated record. The coding region runs from base 2318 to 2944 and encodes 208 amino acids. The transcript has 4 exons. Gene Ontology annotation, biological process: adaptive immune response. Gene Ontology annotation, cellular component: membrane. Gene Ontology annotation, molecular function: signaling receptor activity.